GAAGAAGAUCGAGGAAGAUGGAGCAGAGGAAAGGUAAUGGUAAAGUAAAGGGGUCUCUUUUUCCGAAUUCCACCUGCUGAGUCUGAAACUCACUCGGAGGCUUUCGAUCCAAAGAGGAAGAGCAGAAACUAGGUCUGCAGUAUGUGACAAAGGGACCAAACAUAUUCAUAUUACUGCUUCCACUCCAAUCCAAUCUCAGUUUAGUCUUCUUCUUACCCUUUUUAUCUCAUUUUUAUUUUACCAUUUUUUUAUUUUUAUUUGAUCCAUCUGAUUUCCGGGUUGAUUUUGAAUACUUGAUAUUAUCAUCAGCUUCAGUUCAGUAUUCAUUGCGAAUUUAGCUCAUAAUUGUAUGAAUUACGUGUUGUUUGAAGCUGAAUUUCCUCAACUCUGUUUAUAAUGGUUUGAUUUCUACGAAAGAAGAAAUGCAAAUUUAGGUAAAGUGUGAAUCUUUUUCCGGCGGUUUAAGAUUUUAAUUGGUUGCAGGUACUCAAGAUUCAAUGUUCUAAUAGGACUGCCUUUAUUCAAUUUAAUUUGCAGAAGGGCUCCUUGUUGAGGGGAAAUUCCAUGGUUUGUUUUAAAUUUCUAGUUUUGAGCUGAAAUUUUGAGACAUAUUGCUUAAAAUUUCAAUUGAUUUUGAGAUGUGCAGAUGGAUGAUGAGUUGGGAUCGGAUCUUUUAAGUGAUUUGCCUCAAAGCAUUAUAGAAAGCAUCCUGAUCCGAUUACCAAUACGGGAUGCUGUAAGGACUAGUGUUCUGUCAAGUAAGUGGAGGUACAAAUGGGCUACACUUACACAACUUGUAUUUGAUGACAGAUGUGUUACUUUAUCUAAUGACAAAUCAGUAGUUGAGGGCAGUCUUGUAAAGUUUAUUACCCAUGCUCUUUUUCUUCACCAAGGACCGAUUCACAAGUUCUGGCUGUCUUCUAGUUACUUGCAAUGUUGCCCUGAUAUAGACCAAUGGUUGCUCUUCCUUUCGAGGACUGGUAUUAAAGAAUUGGUUCUUGAAUUGGGAGAUGAGGAGUGGUUUAGAGUUCCGUCAUGCCUUUUCAGUUGCAAGAAGUUGACCCAUUUGGAGCUUUUUCGUUGUGAACUUGAUCCACCUCCUAGUUUCAAAGGAUUCUUUUGCUUGAAAAGCCUCAACCUUCACCAGGUCUGUGUUGCCCCUGAGGCUAUCGAAAGUCUUAUUUCUGGUUGCCCCCUUCUUGAGAGUUUGGCAUUGUCAUACUUUGAUAGUUUAGCUCUUACCAUCCGUGCUCCAAACCUCAAGUGUUUGUGUCUGGAAGGUGAAUUUACAGAUAUUUGCCUUGAAAACACUCCCCUUUUAGUUGCUAUUUCGAUUGCUAUGUAUAUGACUGAAGAUGUUGCUGAGCACUGUGAACAAAGUUCUAGUUGCAAUUUCAUCAAGUUUCUUGGUGGUGUACCACAUCUUGAGAGGCUUGAUGGGCAUAUAUACUUCACAAAGGUGAUUACCCAGGGAGACCUCCUGUCACAUACAGUCAUUUAAGGAUAAUAGAAUUAUAUCAAGUGAGUUUUGAAGAUAUGAACGAGAUACUUGUUGUUCUUCGCUUGAUUACAAACUCACCUAAUUUGAAUGAACUUCAAAUUUCGGGUUCCUCGAACACCUUAGCUGCUAUGGAAGCACCUGAUUUA
This is a messenger RNA of Rubroshorea leprosula, 1647 nucleotides long. NCBI's taxonomy places the organism in Eukaryota, Viridiplantae, Streptophyta, Magnoliopsida, Malvales, Dipterocarpaceae. The record is from the annotation of a GenBank genome assembly.